UAUUUUUUUAAGUAUCAAGCCUUAAUAGCACAAAGAUUCCCAUGGAAGCUGCCCGAAAGGUGGAAAUCAUGAACUUUUUGUGAAGAAAGAACAAAGGGAGAAUUUGCAGGGCCUUGUCUUGCAUAAAUGAACAGUUCAGUGGGGAAAAGAUGAGUUCUCUGGUGCCUGAUUGUACCUCAAAGUGUCGUUCAUUACAGCAUGCUUUAGAUAUUGUGUCCGUAGUGACCCAGGGAAGUGAAGGUCAGAUCAAAGCCUUCCUCACUUCUCACUGCUAUAAUGCCGCAACAAGCAAGGAUAUGUUUGGCAGGAAUGCCCUCCAUAUUGCCUCCUCCUGUGGUAAAAAAGGAGUGCUAGACUGGCUGGCAGAAACAAACGGAGUGGAUUUGUUGGCAAAAGACAAGGAGUCGGGAUGGACAGCUUUGCAUCGUGGCAUUUUCUAUGGUCACAUAGAUUGUGCAUGGUCAUUACUAAAGCAUGGUGUGAACUUGUAUGCUCAGGAUAAAGAAGGCUUGUCUGCUUUGGAUCUAGUUAUGAAAGACAGGCCAGCCUUCGUUACCUUCAAGAAUACAGAUCCCACAGAUGUCUACACUUGGGGAAUCAACAUCAAUUUUACUUUAGGCCAUGGUGGUCAGCAGAGUAGACAUCAUCCUGAGUUGGUGGAUCUCUUUCCUCGAAAUGGGAUUUAUAUUAAACAGGUGGUACUCUGCAAAUUUCAUUCUGUGUUCCUUUCCCAGAAAGGACAGGUUUACACCUGUGGGCAUGGUCAAGGAGGUCGCUUGGGGCAUGGUGACGAACAGACUUGCUUGAUUCCUAGACUGGUAGAAAGCUUGGUGGCUCAUCAGUGUUCUCAAGUGGCAGCAGCUAAAGAUCAUACGCUUGUACUAACAGAAGAUGGGUGCCUCUAUGCCUUUGGCAUCAAUACUUUUCAUCAACUUGGUAUACAUCCUCCUCUUCCUAACUGCAGUGUUCCCAGACAGGUGCAAGCAAAAAAUCUUAAGGGAAGGACAGUGAUUGGUGUGGCUGCAGGGAGAUUCCAUUCAGUAUUAUGGACCAAAGAAGCAGUCUAUACAAUGGGACUGAAUGGUGGACAAUUAGGAUACUUGCUAGAUCCUAAUGGAGAGAAGUGUGUAACUUCUCCUCGCCAAGUCUCUGCUCUACAUCAUAAGGACAUCAAUAUGUCCUUUGUCACUGCAAGUGAUGGUGCCACAGUUUGUGUUACUGAAAAAGGAGACAUCUAUUUGCUUAGUGACUAUCAGUGCAAGAAGAUUGCUUCCAAGCAACUAAACCUAAAAAAGGUUCUUGUAAGCGGAGGACAUUUGGAUUACAGAGUGAAUCCUCAACAUCUUAAAGAAAAUGGAGGGCUGAGGAUUUAUAUUCUUGCACUGGAUCAAGCUGGAAGAGUGUUGUGCUGGAAAUCUGCCAACAGUUCAAUGAAGCAGUGCCGGUGGAUCUAUGGCCGCCAAGUGUAUAUGUCUGAUAUUUUUCUAAAUAGGAAUGAAAUUAUGUUUGUUACACGGGAUGGUGAAGCUUUUAAGGGAAAAUGGAUGGAUGGGAACAGACCUUCAGAAAAGAAAGGUCAGUUAAACUCCAAUGUGUUACUUUUGACAAAACUGAAGCCUAUGAGAUAUCACUUGAAGAAUUCUGAAGAGACAUUUCGUAGUGCAGAUAAGCAAGAACCUUGCCUCGUUCACAAAUGUGGACUGAAGAUGUUUGCACUCUGGCUAGAUGGAAUCAGGAUAGAAAAUGGAAGAGUUAAUGUUGUGAACAGAAAAAAUGGCAACAAACCAAAGUUCAGUCCGAAAAAAUGUUCACACCUUUGUGAUGUGACUAUCAAGUCUAAAGAUGGAAAGGAAUUCCCAUGCCACAAAUGUGUGCUCUGUGCCAGACUUGACUACUUUCACAGUAUGCUGAGCAACUCUUGGAUUGAGGCAACAUGUUGUGCAUCUCUAGAGUUGCCGUUCCCAACUGAAAUCCUGCAGGUCAUCCUGGAUUAUAUUUACACAGAUGAAGCUGUUGCAGUAAAUGAAUCUCAAAAUGUGGAAUUCAUCUGCAAUGUUCUUGUGGUGGCAGACCAGCUCCUUAUGUUACGGUUAAAAGAAAUUUGUGAAGUAGCCAUUACAGAGAAAUUGACUUUAAAGAAUACUGCUGAGCUCCUGGAAUUUUCAGCCACAUAUAAUGCUGAACAGCUAAAACAGUCCUGCUUGCAGUUCAUUGUGUUAAACAUGGCAGCCAUGCUUGAAACACGAGUUCUGGAUGUUUUAAGUGAUGAAGUUUUGAAAGAUCUUUCUAUCUCUUACAGAAAAAUGAUUCCUGCUAUGGAGCGCAGGGUAAUUACUCCAUACCAAGAUGGUCCUGAUAUUAGUUCUCUGGAGCCUGAGGAAGGAGAAACCUUUGUCUUCCUAAAAGAGGAGCGGAACACAGAGCAAGCUUUGCAAGAAGCACUCCUCAAGAAAGCUAAAGCAAAGGCUAAAAAGAAACCUCGAAGACGUUCCGACAGUUCAGGAGGGUAUAAUCUGUCAGAUAUUAUACAGAAUCCACCUACAGUUCAUGCAGGAAUAUUGAAACUGGAUAAAGCUAAUUCUAUUGAAUCCCUUCCCGAAAUGCUGACAUCUGAUUCUGAAGGCAGUUCUGUGGGAGUGAACAGUCCCAGAGAUUUGCAGUCUCCUGAUUUCACAGCAGGUCUCCCUACAGAUAAAACUGAGGUGAAAGAGAAAAUGGGUAUUUCAAAUACGUUCGUUUCUCCUGCCAAUAAAGAAAUAAAAAUCUGUCAUGGAUCAUCAGUGCAAAAACGUUCUCCUCCACAGAGUGUUCCUAGUAACAAAAGCACCUAUGUGAGUCCUUCCAACUGGGUUGCCGGCUCUUUUAGUCCUGCCAGUCCUCCUGCUGUUGAUUUAAGAACUAUUAUGGAAAGUGAAGAAAAUUUGCAGAAAUGUGAAGGCAUGCCAAAAAUAAAUUCAUGUAGAGCCACUUCUCAUGGAAAUAAACUUUCUCAGAAGCAAAAGAAACUGAUGGCUCUGGCUGCUAAGGAUAACAACCCAGAGAUUGUGCCAGAUGCAGUUGUGCUAUCUACAGCUCCCAAAACUACAAAACCAGCGACUGUGUGGGCUUCCUCACUGCAUUCUGCUUUGCCAAAACCAUUCAGAGAUCUUCUGUUAGAAGAGAAAAAAGUAGUUGGUGCCAAUUGUGCUAAAGUGAUGGAGAAUGUACCAGCUCAAAAAUGUUUGAGGUACGCAAAUACCAUUGCUCUUGGAGCAGAAAGUGAUUAUUCUUGUGAACCAACACCGUCAGAAAAUCAGAAUCCUUGGUUAGCAUCACCCUUAAACCCGGCUGCAGCAUUGCCUAUGACAUUUGCAGAAAUUGUAGAAGAAGAACUUCAGCAAGAAGCUGCUCUUAUACGAAGUAGAGAAAAACCUUUAGCUUUGAUCCAGAUUGAAGAACGCGCUAUUCAGGAUUUGUUAAUCCACUACCAAGCAGUUGGCAACCCUGAUGAAUUUGUUGUUGUUGAAAGGUCUCCACAGGGGCCAAUUGCAGCUCCUAUGUGGAAUAAGCAUUGAUGCCCUCAUUUUUUUAAAAAAAAUUCUGCUGUUCAUAAAUGUGAGGUUAUUUGUUGUUUGCAUGGACAUGCUGAUUCUAAAGUAAGAAUGAGGAUAGUAAGAUAAUGUCACCGCUUUUCAGUACAGUAUCUGUUUUGAAAUGUGCAAUUUCUUUAUCAAAUUGCUGUACUAGAUUGUGCUCAUUUACCCAGAUGCUUUUUACUCACUAUUUGGAGUUGAAAAAUAUUACAUAGGGUUAAAGUACGCAGGUCAUAUAAUUAAUUGUCAAUAAUAAGUACCAUAUUUCCAGUUGGCAGCAAUUGAUUUCUCACACUCAUGCAUACCUGUGAAAUGAAUAGGACUAAAAAUGACCAACAUGGAUUUCAGAUCAUUUAAAAACGCUUUUGUAUGUAAAAGGAAGAAAAAUAGUGGUGUUAUAGAAACGGGUAUUUGAUGUCUGUAUUUUUGUGGAAUUAUAGUCUUUGUUUUACUCAACAGUGCUCUUAACUCCAUGCCUUACAGGGAUGCAAGCGCUUACAUAGUUAUAAGAAUGUUGGUGUUGAUGAUGAUAUUACUUACUACUAGUAUUGUUAUUACUAUUAUUACUAAUUUCUUCUGAAGCUAAUUUUCAGAUGAGGUCCUGCAAGAAGAGUGUAUCCAAAUGGGAUCUGAUAAAUACACAUGUUAACUUAAAAAAAAAAAACCUUUCAGGAAAGAUGCAAGCUACGCAUUAAAGCUUGAAAGGAAAUGGGACAACUUAGUUCAGCAUUUUUCAGUCUCAAAUAACUUUUAGAUGUUUGGGCUUCAGUUCCCAGAAUUAUCAAGCCAGCACAGGGAAUUCUGGGACUUGAAGUCCACACAUUUUAAAAGUUACUGAUAUUGAGAAGCACUGACAUAGAUCUAUGCCUAAUACUGGGUCUUCAGAGCCCUGAUUGCGGUUUCGGUUUUGGUUGUUCAAAAGCCUUUCUGCAAAGUCUAGAAAAUGAUGUAAAUUAUGUCUGAAGUUGGGAGAAGGGCAGGAUGAUUUCUUUCCAUUAUUUCAGAUUCUUCCAUAGUCACCUGUGACCACAAUGGACUUCCCCUCCUGACCACUAAUGGUCCUUGGAAGAAAUAAUUUUUAUCCGUAAUCAUGUAUUUCUGUCUAAUGGUGUGUGAUUGAAGCAUAAAAAUAACUCUUGUCAACCAGAGCUGCAAUAAAGAGCGAAGAGCAAGUUCCAACAGGCAGCCUCAAAACAGCAGUUCUUACCUUCUGUGCCAGUGUGAGAAAUUCUGAGUGUGUUUUUUGUACUUAUGCAGGAUCCAAGCACAAUGGGUAAAAUGAAUUUAAUUUCAUUUGCAAUUAAAGAGUCAACCCUAAGAUUAGAAUUGAAGAAGCUCUUGAAUGCUCUUCUCAAGUGAUGUUUUUUUCCACAGGCUAUCUCUUCACGAGAUAUCUUCACAAAUAAUGGCUUUGACACGGAUCAGGCUUUCUGCAGAAAUCCUUUUUUCUUUGUGUGUAAAAAAGAAAAAGUUCAUUCUAGAUGCGCUUAUCUGGUUGCUUAUAAAAACUGUAUUGACAUGUAUUAUUUCUUCUAAGUAGUCCACUUUCCUCACCUAGUAUAGCUUUUUUUUCUUAUAUUAGUUUUUUUUUUUUAGUGUUCAGUUAAAAGGUCCACCUUUUCAAUAUGCCGUGGUGAACUUAAGUGGUGCAAAGUGCUUUGGAUUGGAAACAGUUGUUUCAGCCACAAAACCAGCUGAAAAAACAUUUUCUGAUGCUGAUCUUCUGAAAGUCCAAGCUCUGAGCUAUGUCAGUGUCAAAAUACUUCAGCUGAUGUUGAAAUGACUAUUGCAAACUCAAAAUGGGACAUUUCAGAUCUGAAUUAUUUUGGACACCACUAGGGUGUACUAGUGACAUAUUCUUAUUCAUCGUAACUUUCAUUAAUUUUCACACUUCCUUUCAAACACAAUAAAACUGUAGUUCAGUUGUGCAGUAUGGCGAUAGCUCUCUUUGGAAGGCUUGGCUACAACUGUCCCAAAGUGGAAAAUGGGCAGUUAGAACUUUGGGUAACUCUAAAGUCAUGAAUGGUACUUUGGGUUCAGAGUUAAUCACUAGAUUUCUAAGCACCAUGGAACUUGGUGUAAUGAUUACAAGUGAAUUGUAGUUCUGUCAUUAUUAAACCAUUCUAUCUAAGUGGUUCACAAGUGGGUAAAUAUCCAUUAUUUCAAGAUAAAACAUUUACUUAGCAUCAGAACAAUAAAGUGUGUUUUUUACAUUGACUGUAAAAUUCAAGAGUUGCAAGGCAUACUUUCCAAGUUAAUCUGUAGGUAAUUUAAAUACUUAUUCCCAGAAACUUCUCAUUAAAUGUAAGAUUCCCUAAGAAUGAUUCUAGAUGUAUUAAUUGAUUUUCCCUAUAAAUUGGACAAUUAGUUGCCUGUAGUAACCAAUAAUCCCUUAAAAAUUAUUGUCAGCCUUUUUUCAGCGUACAAACCGCAACACUUUUAUUUUAGAAAAUGCCCAAUUGUAAUUUUUCUGGUUGUCACAGUGUGAAAGCACUUUCAUGAAAAAAAAACCUGCUAUUUUUUUCCUCAAAAGGUAUACACUUUUUCAUAUCCACUUUGGAAAAUAAAAAUAUUAUUAUGCUUAAAAUCCUCUUCCAUCACCCAAUAAAGUACAUACAUUGUAUAGA
Messenger RNA from Protobothrops mucrosquamatus (brown spotted pit viper), 6199 nucleotides. RefSeq names its product inhibitor of Bruton tyrosine kinase (gene IBTK). Lineage: Eukaryota; Metazoa; Chordata; Lepidosauria; Squamata; Viperidae. Gene Ontology annotation, cellular component: nucleoplasm; cytoplasm. Gene Ontology annotation, biological process: negative regulation of protein phosphorylation. Gene Ontology annotation, molecular function: protein kinase binding; protein tyrosine kinase inhibitor activity. The record is from RefSeq and is a predicted model, not a curated record. The transcript has 27 exons. The coding region runs from base 150 to 3554 and encodes 1134 amino acids.